UAGUGAAAAUGAAGCGAAGACAUACGUUGAGGUGUUGUUUUCUUUUAAUAUUGUUUUAUCAUUGCACAUCUGUUGUUAUAGCUGAAUCAAAUCUAAUAAUUUCUGACACACAAUGUGGAUUUUCGAGGGUUGAUGAAAGGCCAAGUGGUGGACGAAUAACAUUGGAUGGAGAAUUUCCGUGGACAGCAAGACUUCAUUACAAUAGAUCAAAGACAUCGUGUGAAGGUACACUAAUUAGUAAAAGAAUAGUUUUAACGGCAGGUCUAUGCCUAACGAGAAAGACUCAAAAAAGGCUCGGUCGGUUAAUGACGGUUAAUCUUGGAGACCACAACUGUAGACCUCACAAGCAAUGCAAAGAUGAACAUAUAAAUAUACCUGUUGAAAAACUGUUUAUCCACAGAGAACUUAAAACUGAAGGACCAAUGCCUCAAAAUAAUAUUGGUAUAGUAAAAUUAGCUCAAGAUGUAGAAUUUAACGAGCAUAUAAAACCAAUAUGUUUACCAAAAUUUGACGAUGAAGUUGUAGCUGACAAUUGGGUGACAGAAACAGGUUGGGAUGUACAUAAAAACAAAAAACUUAAAGUAGAUUUGCCUGUAAUAUCCUAUAAGGAAUGCUCGAAGCUAUAUUUCAAUAGUCGUAUACCAAUAUAUAAUAAUCAACUUUGUGCAGGUGGAGAAACAGAUGAUUCCUGUGUUGCACUUUCGGGAGGGUCACUAAUGUCUAAAAGAAAAGACGCUCCUAAUCAGUGGUAUUUAGAAGGAAUUGUAUCUGCGGGACCCAGACAGUGUGCUGUAGGAGGCCUUCCUAACGUUUAUACCAAGGUACAACCUUAUUUGAACUGGAUCCAAGAAUAUAUGGGAAAAUAAAUAUUUAUAUAACAAAUAGAAGCACUGAUCAAAUAAAAGCAUUUGAUAUUUUAGUAUAUAUAUGUGACUUACGUAAUAUUAGUCAUAACUGCAAACAUGUAUUUU
Molecule: messenger RNA, 971 nt
Organism: Diabrotica virgifera virgifera (western corn rootworm)
Lineage: Eukaryota; Metazoa; Arthropoda; Insecta; Coleoptera; Chrysomelidae
Product: CLIP domain-containing serine protease B10-like
Exons: 6
Coding region: 9-866 (285 amino acids)
Biological process (GO): proteolysis
Molecular function (GO): serine-type endopeptidase activity
Source: RefSeq, a predicted model, not a curated record